Messenger RNA from Emericellopsis cladophorae, 780 nucleotides. RefSeq lists its product as uncharacterized. The record is from RefSeq and is a predicted model, not a curated record. The transcript has a single exon. NCBI's taxonomy places the organism in Eukaryota, Fungi, Ascomycota, Sordariomycetes, Hypocreales, Bionectriaceae. The coding region runs from base 1 to 780 and encodes 259 amino acids.
AUGUACGCCAUGCGUAUUGCAUCCCCUCUCAUCCGCCUCCAUCUCUUCCACAAGACACAGCUUCAGCUCCAGCGGCUACCCAUCAACCUCACAAGAAGACCAUUUCGCACAACCACAACCAUCAUGGCCCUUCCUCCCAAGUUUGCCGGCACGGCCAAGCAGCUCGCCCCCCCGCAGGCCUCGUCGCACCCGUCGGUUAUCCCCACCGCCACGCACACGUUCGAGAUCUACCUGGACUACGUCUGCCCCUUCUCCGCCAAGCAGUUCAAGACGCUGCAGUCGGUCGUGUUCCCGCUCGUCAAGGCGAACCCCCAGUGGGCGUCGGGCCUGACCUUUGUCUUCCGCCAGCAGGUGCAGCCGUGGCACCCGUCGUCCACGCUCGUCCACGAGGCGGGCUUGGCCGUCUUGCAGAUCGCUCCGGACAAGUUUUGGGAUUUUAGCCAGAAGCUCUUUGACGACCAAGAGGCGUACUUUGACGUCAACAUUGUCAACGAGACACGCAACGCGACCUACCGUCGCCUCGCCGACCUCGCCGGCACCGUCGGCAUCGACCAGGACAAGUUCUACAAGAUGCUGGUCAUCUCCGACAAGCCAGGCGAGGACGGCGCGCUGAACAUCGGUAACCAAGUGACCAACGACAUGAAGGUCGUCACCAAGAUGAACCGCCUGAUCGGUGUGCACGUCACCCCGACGGUGGUCUUUGACGGCGUCGUCCAGGACACGAGCUCAUCGUGGGGCAAGGACGAGUGGGAUGCCUGGCUAAAGAAGAAUGUCGUCUGA